AAACCAAAAGUAAUUAAAACCGAACCCGAUUCACCUGAUCGUUAUUCACGUGCAUCAUCAUCGACAAGUGUCAGUGUUAAACGUGAACCCGUAUCACCCGAUCGCAGUCCAUCUUCGUCAACGAUUGUACCGAAUAUACCAAUCAAAAAAGAAGAUCCCGAUGGUGAUGAAGUUCAGGUUAAAAAAGAAAGACCAUCAACAUCUCGUGGUGGUCCCGGAGGCGAUGGUCGUAGUGGCGGUCGUGAUCGUGUCAAUCGCUAUGAAGUAUCAUUGGUUUAUACUAAACCCUCGGAUGUUAUAAGUAAAACCGGUUCGUUGGGUAAAGAAAUUACCUUGCAAACAAAUUAUUUCCGUUUGCUAACAACACCCACAUGGAAGAUUCAUCAAUAUCAUGUUUCAUUCUCUCCCGAAAUUGAGUUGAGACGUCUCAAGAGUGGUAUACUAUCGGAACAUCGUGAGCUGUUGGGUGGUUAUUUAUAUGAUGGUUCGAAAUUAUUUACCACCACCAAAUUAAAGGAGGAGAAAACCAUACUCCAUACCAAGUCCAAACAAGGCGAGAACUAUGUUAUUACCAUCAAAUAUGUGGGUGUUAUUUCCAUGACCGAAUGGCAGUCUUUGCAAAUUCUCAACUUGAUUUUGCGGCGUUCAAUGGAGGGCUUAAAACUUCAGCUUGUCGGACGUAAUUUCUAUGAUCCUGUUGCUAAGAUUGAUUUACGUGAAUAUCGUAUGCAAUUGUGGCCGGGUUAUCAAACCUCGAUUCGACAACACGAAAAAGAUAUUUUGCUAUGUGCUGAAAUUGCCCACAAAGUUAUGCGUACCGAAACCGUGUACGAUAUCUUUAGACGUUGCCAGGAAAAUGCUCGAGAUUUCCGUGAAGAUUUUAAACGUCAUAUUAUCGGCUUAACUGUUCUAACAGAUUACAAUAAUAAAACCUACAGGAUCAAUGACAUCGAUUUCCACAAAACUCCCCGUGAAACAUUUAGCAUGAAAGGUGAAAAGGUUACCUUUAUGGAUUAUUAUUAUAAGAAAUACAAUAUUCGCAUUCGUGAUCCUCAACAACCAUUGCUGCUAUCAAAAGCCAAGGAACGUUCAUUGCGCGGUGGCGAAAAGGAAGUUGUCAUUUUAAUUCCGGAACUUUGUCGUGCCACAGGCCUCAAUGACAGUAUGCGUAAUAAUUUCCAACUUAUGCGCGCCAUGGCCGAUCAUACCCGCAUGAAUCCCGAUAGACGUAUUGAACGUCUGCGUACCUUCAACGAUCGCCUGCAACAAACCGAAGAUAGUAUGCGCAUUUUAACAGAUUGGAAUAUGAAAUUGGAUACCCGUUUGGUUGAGGUCAAAGGUCGCAUUUUGGAUCAACAGAAAAUUGUCUUCAGAGAUCACAGAAAAGAACCAUCUGGUGAACAAGCCGAUUGGACCCGCCAUUGUCGUAGCAUGGGCAUGUUCACAACACCUUCCCGCGGUUUAGAACGAUGGGCUGUCAUUGCUACAAAUCGUAACUCCCGAGACCUACGUAAUUUUGUUGAAUCGCUGAUACGGGCGGCCAAUGGUAUGAACAUGAGAAUCGACAGACCGAGAGAAGUUAUGAUCUAUGAUGAUCGUAAUCAUAGUUUUAUACAAGCCAUGGAAGAUUGUUGCCGGCAAGAUCCUCAGUUAAUUAUGUGUUUGGUGCCAAAUAAUAAUGCCGAAAGAUACGCCUCAAUAAAGAAAAAAGGCUGUCUAGAACGUGCUGUACCCACCCAAGUUAUUACCCAGAAAUCCGCCGGCAAUCAACGUGGUCUUAUGAGCAUUUGCACAAAGGUAGCCAUACAAAUCAAUUGUAAGCUGGGCUAUACCCCUUGGAUGAUUGAUGUACCGUUGUCGGGCCUGAUGACCAUUGGUUAUGAUGUUGCCAAGAGUGCACGUGAUAAAUCGAAGGCUUAUGGUGCUCUUGUCGCAACUAUGGAUCUGAAAAUCAAUGCCACCUUCUACAGUACAGUAACUGAGUGUAGCUCUCAUGAUGUUUUGGCUAACAGUCUGUGGCCCAUGAUGACCAAGGCAUUGCGUCAAUACCGCAAAGAACAUGAUAAAUUACCAAAUCGUAUUCUAUUCUACAGAGAUGGCGUUGGUGAGGGCUCGCUUAAACAGGUGUACGAGCAUGAGGUCAAGGAUAUUGUGGAGAAACUUGAACAAGAAUAUAAACGGGCAAAAAUGGAAAAACCACCUAUGUUUGCAUAUAUUGUUGUCACCAAAUCCAUUAAUACUCGUGUAUUUGCCCGAGGCCGUAAUCCACCACCUGGUACCGUGGUCGAUGAUGUCGUCACCCUACCCGAACGUUAUGAUUUCUAUUUAGUCUCACAAUCGGUACGUCAAGGUACUGUGGCACCCACCAGUUACAAUGUCGUAUACAGCAAUAUUCGUCUUACACCGGAUCAAAUGCAAUUGUUAACCUACAAAAUGACCCAUUUGUACUACAAUUGGUCAGGCACUACACGAGUGCCGGCUGUAUGUCAAUAUGCCAAGAAAUUGGCAUCAUUGGUGGCUUCAAGUUUGUAUCAGCCACCACAAAAUGCUCUGGAAAAGAAACUCUAUUAUUUGUAA
Molecule: messenger RNA, 2577 nt
Organism: Musca vetustissima
Lineage: Eukaryota; Metazoa; Arthropoda; Insecta; Diptera; Muscidae
Product: protein piwi-like
Exons: 7
Biological process (GO): regulatory ncRNA-mediated gene silencing
Cellular component (GO): P granule
Molecular function (GO): piRNA binding; protein binding
Source: RefSeq, a predicted model, not a curated record